CGCCUCAGAGCCCCAAUCCUGACAUGCCGAAAGGAUCUAUUGGUAAAUUGAUGAGUCAGUUUAGAUUGACCUGUCGGAGUCCAUUUCAUUGUCACUGCCAAAACAGCGUGUGUCAGCAAAGGUGCAAUAAAGUGUGUAUUUGCUAAAUCAGCUUUGUCUGAAUGCAGGAUUGGAUCUCUGCAUUAAAAGAAACCGUCUCUCUCUCCGCUGAGGUGAGUUUCUUCAGCACCUCCUCGGCGCAGUUCAUGUGCGUCCUUUAACAUCUCCGCGCCCUCAAACUGGAGACUGUCUCAACGCGCAUCGUACCCACGACUGAUUCGGAGCCUUUUGUCCUUUCCUUCCGUGUGUGUAUCUCACGAUACAUGAUGGGAUUAUUAAGAUGGAGUUUUACACCUCGGUGCCGGUGAAGCAAACUUAAGGAAUAUUUGAAGGUGAAUCUUCUUCAAACACUGAGAUACCUCCAUCAAUACAGAAACGGCGAAAUUUGUGGAUAGUGAGGUUAAACCCAGGUUCAGGCGGAAUGCCAUAACCACUGUGAGACUGUGAGAAACCGAGGUAUCAUGGACUCCUGGAUCUUCCCAUCAUCCCCUCCAAACCUUUCAGAGCACCUUAUCUAUGACAGCUUUGUGCAGGGCAAUGAGUCCAACCUCCAUGGGAACUACACAGACCACAGCUAUAACAGAACCAGCACGGUGGUCAUCACUUGCAUGUACUUUCUGGUCUGUACUGUGGGGCUCUGUGGGAACACCCUUGUCAUCUACGUCAUUCUGCGUUAUGCCAAAAUGAAGACUGUCACCAACAUCUACAUUCUCAACUUGGCAGUGGCUGAUGUCCUCUUCAUGUUAGGCCUGCCGUUCAUCGCCAUACAGUUGGCGCUGGUCCACUGGCCAUUUGGGCCCGUGCUGUGCAGAGUAGUGAUGACUGUCGACUCCCUGAACCAGUUCACUUCCAUCUUCUGUCUGAUGGUUAUGAGCAUCGAUCGAUAUCUGGCUGUGGUGCAUCCCAUAAAGUCCACAAAGUGGCGCAAGCCCCGUAUGGCUAAGACUAUCAACCUCGCAGUGUGGGGGGUGUCGCUGGUGGUUAAUCUGCCUAUCGUUAUCUACAGCGGCAUUAUUACAAAGCAAGACGGCUGCUUCUGUACCAUUGUGUGGCCUGAGCCUCAAGAGGCUUACUACACUGCAUUCAUGUUUUACACCUUCAUCCUGGGCUUCUUCCUGCCCCUUAUGGUAAUCUGCCUUUGUUACUUGUUCAUCAUCAUUAAGGUGAAGUCCUCAGGCAUUCGUGUGGGAUCCUCCAAGAGGAAGCGCUCAGAAAGGAAGGUGACCAGGAUGGUGUCCAUUGUGGUGGCAGUGUUUGUUUUCUGCUGGCUGCCUUUCUAUGUCUUCAACGUCACUUCAGUGACGGGCACCAUCAGCACCACUCCCAUUCUGAGAAGUACCUUUGCAUUUGUGGUGGUACUAGGAUAUGCCAACAGCUGUGCCAAUCCCAUCCUUUAUGCCUUCCUAUCCGAGAACUUUAAGAAGAGUUUCCAGAACGUUUUGUGUCUUAAGAAGGUAGGAGGGCUGGAUGAGGCUGAGCGCAGUGAUAGCCGGCAGGACAAAUUACACAUGAUGAAUGACCCCACAGAAACCCAGAGUACUCUGCUGAACGGUGACCUGCAGACAAGCAUCUGAGACGCAGGUGAUCAGACUCACACAUACUAGCAGACAGAUUCUCUCAGAAACAGUCGCCAGUCUCUCUAAUGAGACAUCAGAAAGGACAUUAUUCAAGAGUGAACUAACUUAUUCAGAGGAACAGAGCAACAACAGAAAUUAAUAAUGUCAGAUUCCAUUGUUAUUUAUAGUACAUUCCCCAGUAUAUAAACCAAUUCAUUCUAAUAUGAUCACAAGUGCAAUCAAAUGCUUUCUAUAGGCUGUAAAUGAAAUCUGUUUGACUCUUCUCAGUCCUCAGUGUUGACUCUUAGGUAAGUUUGAACAGACAUCAACACCCACUUGCCAGUGGUCCCCUGGGUGACAUGGAUUUUCCUUGGACACCCAGGAUUAUAUACAUAGUUUACAGCAGAGGGCCUGUGCCAAGUUUCCAUGUUUCUUUACUUUGUGAAUAUAACAAAAUAACAAUGUGAUGAUUUGCUGUAAAACAGCAUACUGUUAAUAAAACUGCAAGUUAUUAGAGAAAAUGGGUGGAUAUUUAAUUUUUAAUUAUUUGGGUGACUUGUAAAUAAAUAAUGUUAUUUUUUAGACUCUGAAAGUAAUGAAUGCCAGUGCUGUUGUGUUUGUCAUUAUGUUCUGUAAUACAGCGGUCUUUGCUUUGUCUAAUUUGUGUGAGACCUUUUACCUGCGGUACAAAAUGUAUAAAAUGUAAAUGUGAGUAACAAUGUUUAGUAAAUAUUGAGUCUGUUUUCACUUUU
This is a messenger RNA of Amphiprion ocellaris (clown anemonefish), 2407 nucleotides long. Its product is annotated as somatostatin receptor type 2-like. Gene Ontology annotation, biological process: neuropeptide signaling pathway; cellular response to estradiol stimulus; cellular response to glucocorticoid stimulus. Bases 561 to 1673 code for a protein of 370 amino acids. Gene Ontology annotation, molecular function: neuropeptide binding; somatostatin receptor activity. Lineage: Eukaryota; Metazoa; Chordata; Actinopteri; Pomacentridae. Gene Ontology annotation, cellular component: membrane; neuron projection. The transcript is spliced from 2 exons. The record is from RefSeq and is a predicted model, not a curated record.